AUGGGCUCGGUGUUCACGUGUCUGCGGCGCUUCCUCCGUGAGUCCGGGCCCCUCGGGAGCCUCCUGUCCCGCCUGGAGGCUCGGACCGGCAUCAAGUGGCUCUACCUGGCCCCAGUUUCUCUGGCACUCUUGGGGCUGUACCUGGUGUUUGGCUACGGAGCCUCCCUCAUCUCCAACCUCUUCGGCUUCAUCUACCCUGCAUAUGCCUCCAUCAAAGCCAUCGAGAGCUCCAGCAAGGAGGAAGACACCCUGUGGCUGACAUACUGGGUGUUGUACGGCACCUUCAGCAUCGCUGAGGCCUUCUCUGAUGUUUUCCUCUUCUGGUUCCCAUGCUACUACGGUGGGAAGUGCCUCUUCCUGCUGUGGUGCAUGGCCCCCGUGCCCUGGAAUGGCUCUCAGGUCCUCUACCAGAGCAUCAUCCGUCCCUGCUUCCUCAAGCACCGCCGGGCUAUGGACAGCAUCCUGGGCACCCUCGGCACCAGAACCCUGGACACAGCUUCACAGAUCACCCAAGAAGUCCUGAGGACUCUGGCCACCAGCAGAGCCCGGCUGACAGCCGAGGUGGCCCCACAGCUCAGCCACUCCCCCCCAGAGGAGCCUUGAACCUGGAGAAUAAGCUGGACUGAGACCCCGGGACACCACAACGUGGGGCCUGGGGUUGGGACAGGGCCCCGCUCGGCCCAGC
This is a messenger RNA of Calypte anna (Anna's hummingbird), 685 nucleotides long. RefSeq names its product receptor accessory protein 6 (gene REEP6). Bases 1 to 603 code for a protein of 200 amino acids. Lineage: Eukaryota; Metazoa; Chordata; Aves; Apodiformes; Trochilidae. The transcript has 6 exons. The record is from RefSeq and is a predicted model, not a curated record.